Salvelinus sp. IW2-2015 is the source of this 2068-nucleotide messenger RNA. RefSeq names its product kinesin light chain 1. The record is from RefSeq and is a predicted model, not a curated record. Lineage: Eukaryota; Metazoa; Chordata; Actinopteri; Salmoniformes; Salmonidae. Gene Ontology annotation, molecular function: kinesin binding. Gene Ontology annotation, biological process: microtubule-based movement. Gene Ontology annotation, cellular component: kinesin complex; cytoplasm.
CUGUGGAUGCUGGGAGAUCAAUAACCAAGGAAGACAUUUUGGAUUUAAAACGAGCUCACUUAGUGGUUGACGAAAAUAUGCUCCGUUGGCAACACCAUUUAUCAUUGCGGUCACCAUGAUAUUUAGUUAGAAUGUAUUGUCAAAUGGGUUUGUUAGUUGUGCGCAAUGAAAUGGCGUCGUUGUGAAAAAUUCCACGCUUUUAUCCCAAACCAUAUCGCCGCGCUCGUCUGCGAAUUCUGUUGGGAUAGGUUUCUUGCUGGCUCAGCUGUGUGUAUGUACAUCGAGAAGGCUCCUAUAGUUCCUGGCUGUCCUACGAGGAAAUAACCAAUUUAGCCUCUAAGUCCUAGGUCCACCAGGCAAUGUCAAUAAUGGUGUACCCCAGGGAGGACCGUAUGGAGAAGCUGUCCCAGGAGGAGAUCAUCUCCAGCACCAAGCUGGUGAUCCAGGGCCUGGAGGCGCUGAAGAGCGAGCACAACUCAAUCUUGCACAGCCUGCUGGAGACCAUCCGCUGCCUGAAGAAGGACGAGGAGGCCAACUUGGUGCACGAGAAGUCCAGCCUGCUGCGCAAGUCAGUGGAGAUGAUCGAGCUGGGGCUGGGCGAGGCGCAGGUGAUGAUGGCCCUGUCUGCCCACCUGAACGCUGUGGAGUCGGAGAAGCAGAAGCUGCGUGCCCAGGUACGUCGGCUGUGCCAAGAGAACCAGUGGCUGCGAGACGAGCUGGCGGGCACCCAGCAAAAGCUGCAGAAGAGCGAGCAGAGUGUGGCCCAGCUAGAGGAGGAGAAGAAGCACCUGGAGUUCAUGAACCAGCUCAAGAAGUACGACGAGGAUGUGUCCCCUACUGAGGAGAAAGAUGGYGAGCCUCCUAAAGAUACACUGGACGACCUCUUCCCCAAUGAUGAAGAGGACAACAGUCAAGGAAUGCCYCACCAGCAUAACAGUGCAGCGGUGGCCGCAGCCCAGCAGGGUGGCUAUGAGAUCCCUGCCCGCCUGAGGACCCUACACAACCUGGUGAUCCAGUACGCCUCCCAGGGCCGCUACGAGGUGGCCGUGCCCCUCUGCAAACAGGCUCUGGAGGACCUGGAGAAGACAUCCGGACACGACCACCCUGACGUGGCCACCAUGCUCAACAUCCUGGCCCUGGUCUACAGGGACCAGAACAAAUACAAGGAGGCGGCUCACCUGCUCAAUGAUGCACUGUCUAUCCGGGAGAAAACCCUUGGGAAAGACCACCCUGCGGUGGCUGCGACACUGAACAAUCUGGCAGUGUUGUAUGGCAAGAGGGGGAAGUACAAGGAAGCUGAGCCCCUUUGCAAGAGGGCUCUGGAGAUCAGAGAGAAGGUGCUGGGCAAGGACCAUCCUGAUGUGGCCAAGCAGCUGAACAACCUGGCCCUGCUGUGCCAGAAUCAGGGCAAGUACGAAGAGGUGGAGUACUACUACUGCCGUGCCCUGGAGAUCUACGAGCGCAAGCUGGGCCCUGACGACCCCAACGUGGCCAAGACCAAGAACAACCUGGCUUCGUGUUACUUGAAGCAGGGGAAGUACAAGGAGGCGGAAGUCCUUUACAAAGAGAUUCUCACCCAAGCUCACGAGAAGGAAUUUGGAUCCGUGGAUGCUGAGAACAAGCCCAUCUGGAUGCAUGCCGAGGAGCGGGAGGAGUGCAAGAGCAAAGACGGCUAUGGAGAUUAUGGCGGCUGGUAUAAAAAUUGCAAGGUGAACAGCCCCACUGUCAACACCACCCUGCGUAACCUGGGAGCUCUGUACCGCCGGCAAGGCAAGAUAGAGGCCGCUGAGACCCUGGAGGAGUGUGCCUUGAGGUCCCGAAAACAGGGUGUGGUGGAGCUGCAGAGAGACGGAGACAGGAGGAGGAGCAGGGAGAGUCUGAGCAGCGUAAAAUAUGAGAGCGCCUCCGAAGCGGGGGAGGACGGCAGCGUGGACUGGAACGGGGAUGGCAGUGGGAGCCUGAGGAGAGCAGGAUCGAUGGGGAGGCUCCGGGACGUCUUACGGCGAAGCAGCGAGAUGCUGGUGAAGAAACUACAGGGGAACGGUCCCCCCGACCCACGCAACCCCCA